AUGGACUUCCCAGCAGCGCGUCGGAAGAUGAAUACAUAUGGCAAAGGGGCGAGGAAGAUUUUCGUCCAUGAUCUAUUUGAUGCCGGUGCGUUACCAUCACACGACGUAAAGCGCUCAACGACGGAUUUAUCGGCACCAACCCUACCAGAGCAGACUAUCGACACAUCUUCAGGCGGACAGACUGAAUGCGCAGUUGGAAAAGCAAAGGAAUCUAUUUCUAAUGAUCAGACAGAAACAAGCAAAACUACGUCUUCGAGCGUAAACAGUUCACCGCCAUUGUCGCCGAAGGAGAUGUCGAAACUGUCAAUGUUCGACAUCCAAUCCUCCGAGGACGAAACAUCGAGAAUCAAAGCCAGGCCGCCCUCAAAGAAGAGAAAAGUGAUACCAAAUGAAUUGAAGACAAAGAAUGGUCCUAGACCCGGAAGAUUUGAUGUUGAAUCAACACUCCAAAAAGCAUUGAAAGGACAGCCGACGAUGACAAAGACCUCGCGCCAUCUAGGUGGAAGUAAGGAAAUGCAAAGGGCCUCCUCGAAGACUUCCAGCGCAAUGCAAGCUACAGGAAGCACAAAGUCGAACAAAAGGACCCGUAGAUUGAAGCUCGCCCCGGAAGCACCGACGGAAAGGGAAGGCACACGAAUGCUGAGAAGACCAGACAGAAGUGCUCGUGGGAAAAUGUCACGCCCCAGAAUCCAGCGAGUUAGCAGUGGUUCUUCUGCACAACUUUCAGAUGACUCCAUCCCAUCACGCUUGUCACGCCAGAGCACUCCAAAGCGGAAAAGAGAUGUUUCAGAUGAUGGCGUGGUGAAUUCACCAAGCCCCAGUGAACUCCAGAUGAAGUCUUUGAGAUUGACACCGGAGAUCCAUUCGCCGAAUUUUAAAAUUUCCACUUCUGAUGAAGAAAUGACAGAGCCGAAACCUCCUGUCCAGGGCCCACGCAGAGGCCGGACGAGGCUUAUUGAUAGACUGGAUGCCCCUCGCGCCCAGAGUAUGGACAAAGCAACAGCGGGGCCCCCGUUGUUCUCAGAAGAAAUGUCAAAGCCUUCUCUCAGCCAACCUGUUAGCGGCACAGCCUCACCUCGUAACGUCCAUGUGGAUUUCUCGUCGGGCACUUCAAACGCGGAUAACCAGCCCCCAGGAGGACCAGUUGUGGGCCCACCACCUCGCCAGCGUGCAACUUAUGCAAGGCAACGGUCCCACCUUAGCGACAUGGUGGACAGCUUGGACAGCCAUUCUUCGUCACAACCAACCUUUUCUCAGCAAGGAUCUUUCACUAGUUUAGCGUCACAUAUGGAACUGGACAUGGAAGAUGGUGACGAAGCAGAGGGUUUUAGUCAGAUCAAAAGCAUUCACGAAUUAAGAAGAGGAGGCGCUAUCAGGAAAUUCGACCUUGACUUGCAUACCAUUUUAGAAGAUAUCGAAUCAGAGUCGAAAUCAUUACGCAUCCAAGGCCUAUUACAACUCAUCACCAAACUCAAAGACCUCACUUUCUUGCGACAUUUCCAGGAUUCUGGUAACUUUCAGCGCUUGACGGAAUGUGUGAAGGAGGGAACGGACGGCAUUACGGCUACGUUGAUUGCAUUAGUCUUUCUGGAUAUGAUAUCUGCUGGGCAUUCAUCUCCCAAGGCCUUGUCACAGAUUCUGAGGGCGCUAUAUCGCACUCCCGCACAACUGAUCUCAGAACGAAGGUCACUGUCUAACUUGGCAAAAUAUCGAACACAGAAUAUCUCCAAAAUCCUGGUUAGAGACAUCACAGGAUUUGAGGAGCAAAGAUCAAAAGAUACUAAGCAGUCUGGCCUCUUCGUCGGCCUGAUCGUCCUCAGAUCCAUUGAGGGAACUUUGCGGAAUCUGAUCCAUCUCAAGGAGGAAUUUCCAAGGCUUCCUCCGCUGCUGCUUGAUGAGAUUCUCUCGACGUUCAUGGAAACCCCGGGGGACGUGGUUGAAGAUGGCAGACGAGAGAAUCACGUGGAAAGAGUGCAACUAUUACUCUCAUUGUUGGAGAUUGCCUGCGCCAAUCAUCAAUUGGCUUGGGAUGACCUAUCGACAUUUCGUGUCCCCGAGCUCGGGGAUAGCGUGGCAGGUGUCAUGCUCAGUGCUCGCCAUGACCAACCACAGAUCGAACACUCAUGCCUUCGACUAAUUGUGAGCCUAAGCAACAACGAACCGAAUAUUUGCGAAGCACUCACGGAUGGGAGACUCAUCACGACCGUUUUCCAAGUCAUCGAUGACCACUUCUUGCGGCUGGCGGGCCUCGCGGCCCGGGAGCAGGAGUUUGAUCAUGCACAGCUCGAAUCUGUCAUUUUAGCAGUUGGCUGUCUCUUGAACCUUGCCGAGUGCGCAGAUGCAGCCAGGGAGAAGAUGUUGGAGUUGGUCCCGGGUGGUAAGAGCCUGGUUGAUCGACUGGUGGCCAUAUUUAAUAGCCAUGUUGACCAAACCUCUGAGGCCUUGACCAUCGAUCAGACACAAAUCUUGGUGGCAUUUGGUUAUAUUUCGGCGUUGUUGUGCACCUUGUGCUUGAACUUGCGAGCUUGCCAGCGGAUCUCACAAUCCAUCAAUGGGGAGGGACUUUCACAGUUGUUCGAGGCAGCAGAUAUUUUUGUCGACCACCUGCAGACGGUUGAAACUGCUCUUGGAGAUGAUGGGGGCCCGUCAUCAGGAUUUACGGCACGAUUCUCAGCUGUCCUUGCGACGAUCAAGCUGCAGGUGGCAUGA
Rhinocladiella mackenziei CBS 650.93 is the source of this 2709-nucleotide messenger RNA. RefSeq lists its product as uncharacterized. Lineage: Eukaryota; Fungi; Ascomycota; Eurotiomycetes; Chaetothyriales; Herpotrichiellaceae. The transcript is spliced from 2 exons. Bases 1 to 2709 code for a protein of 902 amino acids. The record is from RefSeq and is a predicted model, not a curated record.